GUUAGUAACAUUAUAUAUGUAGACUUGCCUGUUUUCACAGGCUUUACUUAUGCCACAACAGAACUUGCUGCUCAAAGUAGAGAUACGUUGUUAGCUCGUCAAGCCCAUCAAUUUCUAAGGAAGUGGUUAAUUGAUCAUCCAAAAUUUUUGUCAAACGAAGUUUACAUUGCUGGUGAUUCAUAUUCUGGCAUUCCCGUUCCAGCAAUUGUUCAAGAAAUUGCACAAGGUAAUGAGAAAGGGUUUCAACCAAGGAUAAAUCUCCAGGAAUAUGGAGAGUGUGGAGGAGGAAAGAGGUUGAAAGCAAUUGGGUUUGGUGUUAGAAGACCUAUUUUCAAUUUCUCGGAUAUGCUAGAAUGGAUGACGGGUUUCCCUCAUGUUCUUCGUUGUGAUGGCCUCGGUAGUAGGCAUUGUUCUGUUUGUGACCAUUAG
Messenger RNA from Vigna umbellata (rice bean), 429 nucleotides. The record is from RefSeq and is a predicted model, not a curated record. NCBI's taxonomy places the organism in Eukaryota, Viridiplantae, Streptophyta, Magnoliopsida, Fabales, Fabaceae.